GAAGACACUUAAAGAAAAUUUUAUUACAAUAAAUCCACCAACAAUAGUGGUGUGUGAUAUGUACAAUAAUUGUGUUUACAUGUGUAAGACUCUGUAACAUACUACGGAAUAAUGCUAAAACCAUUUUCACAGUAAAAAGUUUAUUAAAAUCAUACAAGAAAUUUGAAACGAAGAAAACUUACAAUAUGUAUUUAAAACUUUUGUGUUUUAUUACAACCGAAAAUAUAGUAAUAAAUAUAAAAUUCGGACCCUGUUUAUAUGAGUAAAAUGGUCUGAUUUUCAAUAUAACACAAUGUAUUUAACCACUUUAAAUUCAAAUUAUGAACGUAGAAUUUGAUAGUUAACAGUCUAAUUAUUGGCUUUAGAAAUUAUUCAGCCAUCCUUGUCAUCUCCAAAGAAAGAUUGUUUUUCCUGUAAAAAAAACAACAUAACAACAACAGAUAUUGUGCAAUACCUGAGGUAGAUGAGCUCGCCCAGCUCAGCAGGCAGGCUGCGCAGCUUAUUGCUGGACAGGUCGAGCGCGCGCAGGUUCACCAGACGACAGAUGUCCGGCGGGAUGCGAGAAAGGCAGUUGUCAUUCAGGUACAAAGAAGUGAGAUGAGUGAGCUGCCACAAAUUUGGGCUUAAAUUCCGAAUAUCAAACCUGUUAUCUCCAGUUCCGGCCAAUGAGAUUUCUUUCCAGCAGCUGCGUCCUCCGCGGACAUGAUGGUGUGUGCACGACGCGGAUUACAGUUUUCAUACUUGUCCUUGUGGUUGCGAGACAUGCUAAAUCCUUCAUCUACCUCUGAACACACGCCAAACUCUUGAUUGUAAUUAAAUAUUGGCGAUAUUUCACAGUAAACAAACCUAUCUUGACAAACACAACUUCGCCAUUUAUUGAAAGAAGUCGGAGAAAAUUUCCUCCAUUGGAUUGGUUGUUGACCCGCGAAGCUCUCCGAAAAGAGCCGAAAUCAAACAAAAUGGCAUCGUGUGCAGUAAAUUUUAUGAAACUCUUCAAUUUCAAGUCAUAUCAAUUGGUUACUAGUAAUUUGACACGCGUAAAUAUUAACUUCAUUCAAGUUCGUGACUAUGCAGCACGUAGAGGAACUAGGGAGAAAAGAUUAAAAUUGCUUAGGGCCAAAAAAAAUUCAAAGAAACCAGAAGAGAAAACUAAGGGGAAAAAAUUGAAAGGAAUUACAGUACAACCUGUGCACCCUCGCAUACAAGAGGAAUUGAAACCAUCUUGUAUUGAUGAUGUUGUAGUGACUAAAUAUUAUAGAUGGAAAGUAUAUGAUUUUGCUGAAGCCAUCCAAUGUCAUAGGGAGACUCAUCAUCCAACUGUUUAUAACCAACCAGAUUCUUAUGUCCAAGCCCACAUAGAACUUGACAUGACAGCUGCAAAAAAGAAUCGAUUUGUGGAUAAUUUUUCAAGAUUGGCAACUGUUGCCCAUCCUUUUCCAAUGGGUGAUCCUCGAUCAGUGAUUGUGUUCUGCAAAACAAGUGAAUUACAGAAUGAAGCCAAAGAAGCUGGAGCAAAUUUAGUGGGAGAUUCUAGUCUUAUUAGAGAAAUCGAGAAAGGCAAUGUUUUUAUUAAGGAUUUUGAUCAUGUACUUGCUCAUCCCAACGUACUUCCCGAAAUGGUGUCAAUUAGAGGACUUAUGAGGAAAACAUUUCCCAAUGCUCGAGCAGGUACUUUGGGAGUGGACUUAACAAGCAUGAUUAAAAGAUUCCGUGAUGGUAUUCGUUACUCUGCCCAGAAGGAUGAACAUUGGCAAGAUUUUGGAUUAAUAAAAGUUAAUAUUGGAAAGUUGGAUAUGGAAAUAGAGCACUUACAGGAAAACUUGCAAAAUGUGCUCAGAGAUAUCCACAGUGUCCGGCCAAAGAGGAAAGGACCAUUCAUUACGAAAGUGUUAAUUUGUAGUGCACCAUCUGUUGAAAAAUUUAAAAUUAAUUUGGCAGCAUUGCUUCCUGAACUAGCAUCUGAUUUGGAAGAAGCAAGUGAUAGUGAUGAAGAUGAAGAAGAUGACGGUGAUAUGAGGAAGAGGAAGAUGAGAGCUAUUUCUGCAUAAUGCCAGUAAAAUAAUAGAGUUUCUUUUAUUGGUUUGUAAUUACAUAUUUCAGCUACAUUUAGUGCACAUCUCCCAACAAAUUAAAAACAUUUAGCAAAGAACUAUGUAAGAAUGACAGUAUUUGUUAUAAUUUUGUAGCUAUCUUUGUAGUAUACUGUUUGUGAAAUUUUAUCAAAUCUUUUGUUAAAUAAACAAAUUACUUCACAAGGUGCUUUUCUUAUUAAUUAUUAAAUUGUGAGUUGUCAUUAAAAAGUAUUUUAAGGAAUUUGUACAAUGUACACUAAGUAUUCAUAAUCAAAGAUGAUUUUUUUUAACAGCUGUGUAAUUUUAAAUCUUCUGCAAUUGUUUCUUGAUCUUCUGUGCUUCUGAUAUCUCUCACCUUUGUGAAUUAGUAUUAUCAUGAGAUUCCAUUGUUUCCAAAUGAUAUUUUUAUUCUAUCAAACACUCCUAAGUGAGAGCUCUUUGGAAAACAAACAUACAGCAGUCAUAGAAAUUCUAUGAUUUGUGCAGUUUUGCAUGCUAGAGGAUCAGAGAAUUCAAAAGAAGAGUGAUUGUCACAAAAAAUAAAGGGUAAUAUUUCCACAUCACCCUUUCUAACAUUCUUGAAAUAUCAAGGUCUCAUUUCCAGUAAAUGAAUUAUUGAAAAAUGCUACUAAAUGUUGUAUUAGGGUGAAAAUUAUGCUUAGCCUUACAUGUAAAAUUUUAAGAAAUAAAAUUACCUUGCCAAUUACAUAAUCUUCAAUAACAUGUGCUAAUGUACACUUAAACUGUGAUUAAAGUGGAGACAAGUAUAGUUGUAGUUAAGAAGGGGAUAGUUGAAAGUAGUUGAGAAAAAAUUACAAAAAGAAAUGCCAGCAUGACGUAAUACUACACUUUGACCCCUCUACCCCCUAUGUAACGCAUCAUAAUGCUGCCUCUAACCUACUCCCCCUCUCUUCAGCAUUACUCACUUUAUGGACAACCGAAUAGGAGUGGUUUUGGUCUCUCAUGAUACUACAUUGGGAAGUAAAAAGUAUAAGGAAUGGCACCAUCUCAGUGCAAUAGACCUCACACAAGUGCCCCUGUGCUAUACCGUGUGACAAAAUGAAAGGAUAUUCUUAAAAGAUAUUGUGUGAUGAUGGGAAAGCCAGCCAUUCUAUAACACUUAAAUAUCCAUGCCAAAGUUGGACUGGAACUUCAGGCCCCAUUUAAAUGUACUCAUUAUUGCCCCAUAUCUUAGUGAUCACAAAAGUUUGGUUUGGCUUUAAUAUCAUUAGGUAUUUGUUUAUUUUUGUUUAAUAUUAUUUCAAUUUUUAAUUGAUUUUAGUAUGUGAUUAAAUCAUGUUUAUUUUAAGUGAAUUGUGUCUUCUGUUGUCAUGAAGGAGCUGGCCUUAGAUAGGUUUUGCUAUUAACUUAAAUAUACAUUGAACAUAGUGUUGUUAAAGAAUACUGUACUUUAAUCUUCAUUCAACCCUGUUCAUUGAUAUAAGAAGCACUUUUUGCUUGUAUGCAUAUGAACUAGUUGAUUUGUUGGUACAUUUCAUGAGCUGUUUUCUUUAAUUUGAAUUGAGAUUGUACAUUUAAAUAGUGGGGCUUCAACAGCAUGUACUUGCUCACAUUGAUAAUAUUUACGUAAAACUGUAAUACAUCUAUUUCUGCCCAUAUUAACACAUUUCAGCCAUCACUAGUAAAACUCGUUACCUAACAGCAUAUUAGGCAUAAAUAUUAAUCCAUCUAUUAAGUUAAUUCAUCAACACAAAUUUGACAAUCGAAAAUAGCAUUCCAUAUGCCUAGAGAAAAUGCCCAACUAUGAGAAGUUACUCUGAGUAUCUCAAAGUUCCAUGUCAUGGCAUUGCAAUUGUAAUAAUAAUAAUAUAUUUGUCACAUAAAUAAAGCAUUAGCCAUGCAUAACAAGUCAAGAUAUGUACAUAACCAUAUAAGUAACCGUAUAUGUACAUAACCAUAACCAAUAAAGACAUAUCAAAAAACUACAAAUUUGGUUCUAAAUACAAUACAGAAAAUUUUCAUGUAAUUUGUAACAGAAAAUAAUAUAAUACAAUACAAU
Gryllus bimaculatus (two-spotted cricket) is the source of this 4092-nucleotide messenger RNA. The record is from the annotation of a GenBank genome assembly. NCBI's taxonomy places the organism in Eukaryota, Metazoa, Arthropoda, Insecta, Orthoptera, Gryllidae.